Messenger RNA from Prorocentrum cordatum, 834 nucleotides. Lineage: Eukaryota; Dinophyceae; Prorocentrales; Prorocentraceae. The record is from the annotation of a GenBank genome assembly.
GCAGUGGUUCUGUACAUGAAGGCGCUGAUCGGCACCUUCCUGGCCGCGGGGCUGGCGUGUGGCGGCUGCGUGGUGACGUGGCAGAAGCCGAGGCACUGUUGCCCGAGCAGCCGCGGCGAGGACGGUGGCGCGCCGAAGCUGGGCCUGAAGGCGCGCCGCCCGCCUGGUGCCGCCGCGCGGCCGCCACCCGUCGACGGCGCGGACGGCGAGGCAGGCUCCUCCAAGGCUUCCACGCCGCAGAUGCCUCUGAAGAAUGCCCAGGUCGGUCUCGCGGACUGGGCCCGGCUGGUCGCAGCCGCUGCGGCAGAGGAGGAGGUGCUGGGCUUCGGCGCCGGCGCGGGCGAGAGGGAGGCUCGUCGGCCGAAGCCGGUGCCAGAGCAGCUCGACGCUCAGAAGGAAGCCGUGCCACCGCCACCGCUGACGGAGCCCCGGCGGCCUCCGCAGCUGCCGCAGCGCGUGCGUAGUGUGGCGCCCCCAGAGCGCCUCCAGGAGCCCUCGCCCUCGCCGAGGCCGGCCCACUGCCGGCCCGAGAGGCCUGCGCCCGCGCCUGCGCCCACGCUGCCCCGGUGCCGUUCGCCGGCCACGCCCCCGCCGAGCGCGGCCCCGCCGGACCGCGCGGUGGUGGCGACACCGCCAGUGCAGGCGGCGGCCGCACCGCCGCCUCCGCUCGGCGAGCCGAAGGAGGUCGUGGCCGGCGGGUGCGAGUUCUAUGACCUCCCGAGCGGCGGCCGCCGCGUCUCCGCAGAGGGUGGUGCCUCCGACGAUCCCCGCCUCGAGGCGGCGGAGCAGAGGUGGUGGGGCGUGCGGGACGGCGGCGACGCCCUGAGCCAGUAG